CGACGGCCGUGAUUGAGGUUACAGCGAAGCCACGUGAGAUCGAUAGGUUUGUGAUUCAUAAUUUGAUAUUAAAAAUCCAAAAGGAGAAACUGAAAAAAAAAAAAAAAAGAAGAAGAAGAGAGAAUUAAAGAAAGAUUCAUUUUCGUUCUUGGGUUGGCGACAGGCGUAUAUUGCCCAGCAAGAUCACUAUCCAUGGCCAUUGACGGAGCUGGCUGGCUGGCUGGCCGCCAAUUCAUGCCACCCCUUAAUCCUUAUUUGUUUCCAACAAGUUAGGGAAAAAGACAGGGCAGACUUAUUACACUGUGGGGUUGGUUUUGUCUCUCUGGAGUAAGUGAGAUAGAUACAUACAUACAUAUAUUGGUUUCAUUAAUUUCCUGAUAGAGAUAUCCAUCCCUUUAAUUCCCACCCAAUUUUCGAUAUUUGGGAGAGAGCUUAUCCUUCCUUCUCCAACCUCAGCGCUCCCUCUAAGAUCGAGAGGAAAAAGUAUGGGGUACUGGAAAUCAAAGGUUUUGCCCAAGAUCAAGAAGGUGUUCGAGAAGGACAGCGCCAAGAAGGCCGCCGCCGCUGAAGCUACCAAAGUGUUCGAUGCCUCCAAGGAGGACAUAAGCAAGGAGUUCGAGGAGAAGAAGGUUGAACUCCAGCCUAAGGUCCUGGAAGUCUAUGAAGCAUCCUCCGCCGAAAUCAAGACGGUGGUUAAGGAAGGAACGGAGGCGGGACUGAAGAAGCACUCCGCCGCCGUGGUCAAAUUCGUCGAAGAGCUUGUUAAAAUCGAAUUCCCUGGAUCAAAGGUGGUGUCGGAGGCAUGCUCCAAAUACGGCCCAGCCUACGUCCCCGGCCCGGUCCUCUUCGUUUUCGAGAAGGUUUCCACUUUUAUCCCCGUCGAAGAAAAGCCGGCCGAGCCGGAGGCGGAAGCUCCAGCUCCGGCUGUGGAGGGGGAAGCUGCAGCCACCACCACCAGCACAGAGAAGGAGAUCGUCGUUGAGGAAGCCGCCGCCCCACCUGCAGCGGAGGCUGAGAAGCCUGCCGACACACCGGCGGCUGAACCCGCCGCAGCAACUGAGGCGCCGGCCGCCGUCAAGGUGGAGGAAGCAGCGCCAGCUGCUGCUGCCGCCGCCCCGGAGGCACCAAAGCCUUGAUCAUGAGCCAAAAACAAGAUAUGCAAAGUAAUUAAUUACUAUUCUUGCGUUUUGUUUUCUAAUCACGAAGUUAAUUACGUGGUUUAUUUGUGAAAAAAAGAAAAUAAUUAUCAUGUAUCCUGAAAAAAAAAAGAGGGGGACUAUUUGUUAUUCUUUAUUAAUACUGUGUAUCCUUCUUUCCUCGAUCUCUCUUGUAUUUUUCUCGUUUCUGUGUAUUAUUGUGAUUUUUCUUCAUGUAAAGUUGUUUGUGGGUGUAUUUUUUUUGUUACUGUUUAGACAGACACAUUUAUCCAUAUUAUUGGUGUAUAUUAAUUAAAUGAAAUUAUGUUUGUGGAUGUAUUAGCAAUAUUAUAUUCCACGUCCUUAUCGUAAUA
This is a messenger RNA of Linum tenue, 1510 nucleotides long. Lineage: Eukaryota; Viridiplantae; Streptophyta; Magnoliopsida; Malpighiales; Linaceae. The record is from the annotation of a GenBank genome assembly.